Penicillium waksmanii is the source of this 1425-nucleotide messenger RNA. RefSeq names its product BAR and SH3 domain-containing protein. The record is from RefSeq and is a predicted model, not a curated record. Lineage: Eukaryota; Fungi; Ascomycota; Eurotiomycetes; Eurotiales; Aspergillaceae. Gene Ontology annotation, biological process: endocytosis; plasma membrane tubulation; actin cortical patch localization. Gene Ontology annotation, cellular component: Rvs161p-Rvs167p complex; mating projection tip; actin cortical patch. Bases 1 to 1425 code for a protein of 474 amino acids. The transcript has 3 exons. Gene Ontology annotation, molecular function: protein binding; lipid binding.
AUGCAGAACGUGCAAAAACGCUUUGGUCGAAUGACCUCCAAGCGAACCGCCGAUGACAGCCAGGUCGCUGUCCUUUUAAAGGAUUUCGAGGACGCCGAUUCGUUGUUGUCUAGGAUCGCAGAAUCUACAAGAGCCUGGCGUGAUGCUUGGGUGUCAAUUGCGACCUUUCAGAGUCGCAUGGCAGAUGAAUUCGAUGGAUUCUAUGCGCCCAUUAUCGGUUCAUCUGAAACAGAAUCCCCGCAUCGACCCGUGGAAACCGAUCCCACCCUCUUGGGUCGAACCAACCGACUACGAAAGGAAUUCGAUGAGCUUCGUGAAGAGAUGAUCCAGGAGCUCGAUGUUACCGAAUUCGAAAUCUAUCAGGGCAAGGUCGAUAGCCUCAUCCAUAAACCGAAGCGCAGCGAACGCGAAAAUGCCAAUCUUGCCAAGGCGCAGGUCGAUCUCGCCAGUGCGAAGGAGGUAUAUCAAGCUGCGGACCAAGACCUCCGCCAACGCCUGCCACAUCUGAUCUCCCUCCUUUUCUCACUCGUACCCUUCAUUCUCACAGCCCAAAUCGAGACUCAGAACCGCAUGCUAGGCACAUACUACACAGUGAUCCUCGCCUUCUGUGAAGAGACCGGACUGCCAUCACCACCAGCCCCAUUCGACCAGAUAGUAUCAGACUACCAACUCGUCCACGAUCCCGUGCAAAGCGAGAUCGAGAGCAUGAACUGCCUCAUCCAUGGCAAGGCCCUCCGAGAAGCACAAGCCAAAGAACUACAGAACAAACGUCCUUCCCUCGGCAGUCGCAACGCAAGCGUAGCAACCAAUACCUCACGCCCAUCCCUCUCCUCCCGGCCAUCCCUUUCAUCUAUCUCAUCCAGCAUUCGCGGCAAACCAGCCGCUCAACCACCAAUGCUCGGCCCAAAGCCCACCACCUGCGCAGAGGAAAUCCGCGCCACCUCUCCAUCCUCUUCAUACAUGGCAUCCCGCAGCUCCGUCUCCGCCUCUAUCGCUAGUACGUCAGGCACAUCUCCGCUUCCAUCAGCACAUGGCUCUUGGAUGCCCCCUCCAGACAGCAUGCUGUCUCCGCAAACCACGACCCCCGUCCCCAGCGGUGUCUCCUUUUACCCAGCUGCCCGGCCGACGGAUCAUUUCCAGCACAGUCGUUCCCAGCAAAGUUCGCUUCAGCCCGGACCAAGCAUACCCUUCACAAACGCCGAGCCCUUCGCUAUGGCUGCGCUGAAGAAGAAGAAACCCCCACCACCACCCCGUCCAACAUUCGUCACGGCAUUGUACGACUUUGAUGGACAGGGUGAUGAUGAUUUGAAAAUUAGAGAAGGCGAUCGGAUUCGCAUCGUGAAGAAAACUAAUAGUACGGAUGACUGGUGGGAAGGUGAGCUUAGUGGUGUGCAGGGGUAUUUCCCGGCGAAUUAUGUCGAGUAA